AUGCGUAGCAGAGAGCACGACGAUGAGGAUGAGCAGCUGCGAAAAGCCAUCGAGGAAAGCCAGCGUGAGGCCGGACCUGGUAGCGAGGGUGCCACAGGACGACGCAAUGGCAAGCGUGGCCGGGAUGACAGCAGCGAGGAAAGCAAGCACGAUUCCAAACGACAGCGACGAGCAUCGGAGACCGUGCCCUCAAUUGAGAGAACGGCGUCAGUGGAAGACGACUCAGACGAUGGCACCAACACCACUGCAGGCAGAACCAAGAAAGCAAAGGCCGACGCCGCGCUUCUGGCACGGGAAGCUGAGAGGAAAGAGAAGGACAAGGAGCGUGAGAAGCAAAAGGCCGACGCCGCUGGUCGACGACAAGAGCGAGCUAGGAGCAGACGCAACGAUGAUGCCGACGCGGCAGAAGACACACCACCGAAGCCAACGCCAAGUGCAAAGACGCCACCACCGCCGCCCUCGUCCCAGCCGCCGUCUCCGCCCCCAGCAGACAAGGUUCCACCCAAGAAAGGCCCUGGCAAGAAGCCUCCUAAAAAGCUUGGCAAUAAUCAAUACACGAAGGCAAAGUACGAACAGGCCGCAUCAUCACCUCAUGGCAGGAAGAGACAGAUCAUGGUUUCGGGGAGUGGUGAUGAGACUCCCGACGGUCUUGGGAAUGGAGAAACAAAUGGCAAUACCAGCGCUGGCGGUAAGACCAGUCCACCUGCGGAGAAUGGAGUCAACACUGGAAAAGCCAAGUUCGGGCGAGGCAAGAAGAAUGCCGUCAACGGCAACAGCAUGAAAUCAAGCGACGCAGAGCCUGUCGAGCGGACAUAUAACAAUAUGAAUUCGCUCCUGACAGCCAUGAGUGAAUCUGUCAAGAGGGAAGGCUCGCAGCUUGUCAAUGAGAUGCAGACCACGAUAUCGGGUGGUGCAGUGCAGAAUGAUUGGAUCAAUGCAAUACCUCCGGAUGACAAGCCACUGGAGGAAUUGACGGCACUAGAAACGGCUGCAAGGUUUCAGGCAGGCGUGCUGAAGUGGCAGCAGCAAUACGGACCGUUACAGCGUGAGGUAACGCAGCCAGAAAAUUCGGGUGCAGUCUCAUAGGAUGACAAAUUGGAAGAGGAAGAGCAAGACUUCCAGAGCAGGCUUGCCUCAUGGCUAGCAUCAUUCUGAUUGCAGAUAAGCAGUCAACGCAAC
Messenger RNA from Pseudocercospora fijiensis CIRAD86, 1179 nucleotides. RefSeq lists its product as uncharacterized. The transcript is spliced from 3 exons. Lineage: Eukaryota; Fungi; Ascomycota; Dothideomycetes; Mycosphaerellales; Mycosphaerellaceae. The coding region runs from base 1 to 1086 and encodes 361 amino acids. The record is from RefSeq and is a predicted model, not a curated record.